Molecule: messenger RNA, 439 nt
Organism: Cicer arietinum (chickpea)
Lineage: Eukaryota; Viridiplantae; Streptophyta; Magnoliopsida; Fabales; Fabaceae
Source: RefSeq, a predicted model, not a curated record
UGACCGCAUAUAUAAAUCUUUGUCUAAAAUGUAAUAUAUGUUAUGUAUUUGAAUGAGAUGGACACCACAAGAAAUUAUAUUUCCAAUUUGAAAUUUUUGGUUGCUUUCUUUAUCAUUAUGUCAGCUAUGUUGAUCGAAUCUGAAGUUGAAGGAUUUAGUGACAUGGUCUCAUCUUCUCAAACAGAAACAAAUUGUUAUGCAGAUUGUCCAAAAUCUUGUGAAAGUGUUUCAGAUUGUAGGAAUUGUUGUGUAUGUAAGGUUAUUGCAGGUGAUGUGACUUUUAUUCCUGUUUGUGUUGAAGAAAAAUAUUGCACAUGUAUUAAAAUUAUUAUUCCUAGUCCACCUCCACCAAAUGCAAAUUAAGUAUUAGAAUAUUGUAAUGCAAUCAUCAUUUAUUGAUGAGAAUAAUAUACAUGAAAGAUAAACAAGAUUUGUUGCA